Molecule: messenger RNA, 2169 nt
Organism: Lactuca virosa
Lineage: Eukaryota; Viridiplantae; Streptophyta; Magnoliopsida; Asterales; Asteraceae
Source: the annotation of a GenBank genome assembly
AUGAAAGAUCGAUACAGGGAAAAAGAAGCAACAGGUCACGUGUCUGCGUCCUGUGUUCAAUCCAUCGGAAGGAAGGCAGUUGGAGGCUGCUUGCUCGCCGUUGAUAAUGUCAGCGUACCCUACUACGGUGCUACGACUCCGAUCGCCUCCCACCGCUUCCAAUCGGAUUCAAACAACAUAUCUUCCACCGUCUUCCACAGCGUAUUACCCUCCAUGACAUGUCUACCGAUGUCGACAUUUUGUAGACUUCACAUCGGAUCCCCUGUCGGCCUGCCACCACUUUUGCCCCUGUUAGAUUCGCCACUUGAAAUCAUGGAUAAAGCCUUGGAGAAAUAUGGCAAUGACAUUGCUAUUGGUUUCAGGCUGAAGGUUUUUUUUUUGGAUCAAUGUAAACAUCCAGGAAGAACAUUUAACGGAUCAGUGGCCUGGUCCGGUUAAAGUAUGUUGUUCUUUUGAUCUAAGAAAAUGUUCUCCUUUUGAACAUAUUUACUUUUAACAAUUCACCAACAUACUUUACAAAGGAAUAAACAUAUUUGACUAUUAUGUAUUUGUAAAUGAGCGAAUUGUAGAGAAUAGCAACAUACUUUACUGGUGUUAACCAAACCCCGCGGAGCGGGGUUUCACACCUAGUUAUAUGAUGAGUUGUAAUGUCGCAACGGUGGUCGCCGGUGAAACGAGAUCGGUAAACAACUGAGAGUGAAGGUCGGCGAUGAAAGCGUCUGUCUCGAUGAGCUGCUGUCGGAGGUCAGAAUACUCUGAUUCUAAAUCUGAAAACUGGAUUUAGUGUUCUGGUGAAACAAGAUUAGGAAACGAGAUUUUGUGGUCAGUGAAACGGGAUCAGUGAAGGUUCCGGAAGAGAAGAGGUGGAGGAGGUGGUUUCUGACGGUCGGAGUUGUAGAAAGAGUAAAUAAGCGACUGUACGGUGUUUCCGACGACGUUCUGGUGGUUACGAUGAUGAUUCGGUGGUUCCUAAGGCGGUCCGGUGAUAAUGAUGGUGGUCGAGAUUUACCUUCAAGAUGAGAGAGAGAGAGUGUGUGUGUGUGUGAGAGAGAGAGAGUAUCAUUUUUAUAAAAACAAUAUUUAUAAAAUCAAAAAAGAUAUAAUCUAUUAACAAUUUUUAAAUUUUAAACUUUUGAAAAUAACUAGAUGAGGAACCUCCAGUUGCGGGGAUGGAUUUAGACAGCUCCGAUCAUUUUGGCAUGUUUGAUACAUUUAUUUUCAUUUGGGUUGUAUGGAUAAUGUUUUGAAAUACUAUUUUAUUAAAUUUAAAAUGAAAUUUUUCGAUCAUGAAUUUGAGGGGUCAGAUGUGAGAUUUUUUUUCGGUUUAUUCUUUGUAAAUAUUCUUCCAUGAACUAUUUGUUUAUUCACACAACACACAAAUAACAGACAAAUAAAAAAUACCAAUGUACUUUGGAAAACUGUAUAUACUUUCUCUAAAAACCACUAUCUCGUUACCCAUUCAAAUAGCUUUAAUAAGAUUACUAAAAAAUCAACCUUCUACUGAAUUUGAACUUUAACCUGGAAUGUCCAAUGUCAUCUGGACUUCCACUGUUGAAUUCCUGUAUUAUUAUUAUUAUUUAAGUACUAAAAACAUUUAACUACAUAUAUUACCAAGUCAAUAACUCUAUUACCACAAAAUUGGUUGCUUGUUCUUGCUUAUGUGUUGGUGUUCUUGUACAGGAUACACGACUGUCAUGGAAAGCUAAAAUAACUGUAAGGAGCAAAAUAAAACAUAAAAUGCAUGUACAAAAAAAAGAAUGGAAGGAUAAUAGAUAGGAAAAUAGAAAAUGCAUGAAUGCAGGUAGAAAACCCUAGAUAGGAAAAGAAAACAAAUAUGGCCAAAUGUUGGUAACUCUAGUGAAAUCCCUAAAUACCGAAGUGGAUUAAACUCACAACACAGCAUAGAAUAUUGGCUCACAAUCGAUCUUUUAUCAUCAAUCACUCAAAAGAAUACCAACCCAAGAACGAAAGUAGAAAAGACAGGUAAUCGAUAAUCGUUUACCUAUAGCAACGCACACCAAGAAGAAGAAGAAGAAGAAGAAGAAGAAGACGAUGAGAGCCAUCUUCAAUUCGAUCGAGAAAAGCUCCUGAAAAUCCCAACUGAGAAGAAGCAAAACGGAUUAGGCGAAUGAUGGUAUUUCGUUGCUUAGUCAAGAACACAAACCAGGU